AUGCUGUUUGCAGCUCGGUAUGUUGUGAUGAAGCCAGCGGGCGGCAUUACGGCGUCGUUGCCUGCUUUGGUUGCAAAGGAUUUUUUCGGAGAACCGUACGUGCUGGGAAGAAUUACAUUUGUCGUUAUGAUCAGAAAUGUCGCAUCGACAAAGCUGGACGAAAUGUCUGCCGUUCGUGUCGAUUUCAAAAAUGUCUCGAUGUGGGAAUGGAGCCAGAUG
This is a messenger RNA of Cylicostephanus goldi, 219 nucleotides long. The record is from the annotation of a GenBank genome assembly. Lineage: Eukaryota; Metazoa; Nematoda; Chromadorea; Rhabditida; Strongylidae.